CUCGGCCUCCUCCGUCUCUCCUCUCCUCUCUCUGCCUCGGUGUCUCUGCAGUGCAGCAGACUCUGCGAUCUGACACCACGCCGGCAGCUCCCAAAGACACUCAUGUUCCUGGCCUUGUGGGGGUGGGGGGGCCGUUCCCUGCCUUGCCCAUGUUUGGCGAGCCCGACCCUCCCCGCUGCCGACAAAGUCUGUCAGAUGAAAAGUCUCCAUGGCUUGUUAAACCACCGGCUGGGGGGUUUUCUACUUAGGGAUAGCAAAGGGAUCCUUAUGCAGCAACACGUGAAAUGAACAAAGCUCCACAACCCUCAGGAGGAACCCCAUCAGCCCCACACCCUUCCCCUUCUCCUGGACUUCCACAGCAGGCAGCAUUUCCUCCUGGCCAGACGACACCUGUGGUUUUUAACCCAGCGCAAGCUACCCAAAUGAAUACGCCUUCCCAGCCUCGACAGUUUCCAGCAGGGCCUCGUGCUUUACAUCAGCAGGGAGGAUUCAGGUCUCUUCAGCAUUUCUACCAGAGCAGGCCCCAGCCUCCGGCAAGUGCUUCCCGGGUGCAGAGUAACGCGUCGGCUCGGCCUGGCCCGCCCGCUCAUGUUUAUCCAGCUGCUUCCCAGGUGAUGAUGAUCCCCUCACAGAUCUCCUACCCUGCUUCGCAAGGCGCCUACUACAUCCCCGGACAGGGACGCUCCACGUAUGUUGUACCAACACAGCAGUAUCCUGUCCAGCCAGGUGCCCCCAGCUUUUAUCCUGGAGCCAGCCCUACAGAAUUUGGUACCUACGCUGGUGCGUAUUACCCUGCCCAGAGUGUGCCACAGUUCCCAGCUGCCCAGGUCAUGAUGAAUCAGCAACCACCAAUCCCGCCAAAGCGAGAGCGUAAAACGAUCCGAAUACGAGAUCCAAAUCAGGGUGGCAAGGAUAUCACAGAGGAAAUAAUGUCUGGCGCUAGAACGUCUUCUACGCCUACUCCUCCACAGGCUGGAAGUGGUCCAGAACCCCAGGCCAAUGGAGAGACACCCCACGUAGCAGUGAUUGUCCGACCAGAUGACCGUCCCAAGGCCGGUCCAGUAGUAAUCAAACCGGCAUCUUUGGAAACGAGUAAAUCUGCAUCCCCGUCUCCCCCACCACCCCUGAUAGCGGAGGAAGAGUCUGUGCUGCCGGCCGCUGUGACGGUGGUGUGUACAGAGAGCCCCAUAGCAGUGGACACUACAGAGGAGUUGCCGGAGGUCCCCACUGAUAUCCUCGAACCCAUUAGCGCCACCACUACAGUGCCAGGAGGACCAGUGCCCACCCCAGAAGCUCCUGUCUUGGACACAGAGUCUCGGGAGGAGGCAGAUGCUAGCCCAGUUUUGGAGCUUACUUCCCAGCCAGAGAUGCUCAUGGAAGAAGAGGUGGUUCCCGUGGAGACAGUGACUACUAUCCAGGAGGAAGCUCCUCAACCCGAGGAGCCUCCUGCCACACUGCCAGGUGCUCCUCCCACCCCGCCGUCUUCUUCAGAAGAAGUCUCCGAACAGGUGGUUGAAUCGAAUGGCGUGUUAGAGGAGGAAACACCGGAGCCCACGCCUGAGGCCCAGCCGUGCCAGCUGGAUUUAGCUGUGGAGUCCCCCAUUGCACAGCCUGAGGAGCUGGUGAUGCCUUGCGGAGUAGGAGCAGUGAGCAAGCCAGAAGUGGAGGCUGAAGAACCAGAGGAGCAUCCUGAGUCAGAUGUCAGCCCCAUCUCUGAACCGGAGGAGGUGAAGGCUGAGGAAGUGGUGGUGGCCCCAGUGGCCACCCCUCCUGCAGAAGAGGAGAAGGAACCAGAACAGGAGGAGGAGGAGGAAGAGGAAUGUGAGGAGUUGGCAGACACGCCAGAUCAGGGUGCCCAACCAGCAGCAGCUGAGCCUAUGGAGACUGUGGAGGUGGCCUCUCAAGUGGCUGUUUCUGUGCCAAAGAAGAAGCGAAAGUUGAAGGACCUGAACAAGAAAGAAACUGUUGGAGACCUCCUAGAUGCAUUCAAAGAGCCCAGCGAGGGUGGCCCUGAGGCCGAGAACAAGCCCCCUGCGCCAGCCCCAGAGCCUGAGGAGCCUGCCCCAGUUCGGUCCCAGGAGGAGCCUGAGGAGACAUGGGAAGAGAAGGAGGAUAAGCUAGACCCUGAGAAGCUCAAGCAGGCGGAUCAGAAGUACCGCUACAAGGAAGAGCAAUGGAAACCCCUGAAUCCAGAAGAGAAGAAGAGCUAUGACCGAGAGUUCCUGCUAGGUUUCCAGUUCAUCUUUGCUAGUAUGCAGAAGCCUGAAGGGUUGCCCCAUAUCAGUGACGUGGUCCUGGAAAAGGCAAACAAAAUGCCCCUGCGGCCCUUGGACCCUGUGCGCCUUAGCACUAUGAAUUGUGGACCAGAUUUCACACCUUCCUUCGCCAAUUUGGGCUGGCCCAACCCACCCAACCGUGGACCGCCUGCAGGGCCAGGACAACGCCGUUCCCAGCAAAGCCUACGGAAGGAGCCCCGGAAGAUUAUCGCCGCAGUGUCUCUGAACGAAGACGUCAAGCUCAACAAGGCUGAGAAGGCCUGGAAGCCCAGCAGUAAGCGGGCAAGUGAACCAGAGGAUCCUGAAAAUGUAAAAACUCAGGAGCUGUUCCGUCGUGUGCGCAGUAUUCUGAACAAGCUGACACCGCAGAUGUUCCAGCAGCUGAUGAAACAGGUCACCGAGCUGUCCAUCGACACAGAGGAGCGCCUCAAGGGUGUCAUUGACCUCAUCUUUGAGAAGGCCAUCUCCGAGCCAAACUUCUCAGUUGCCUAUGCCAACAUGUGCCGUUGCCUUAUGGGGCUUAAAGUCCCCACUACUGACAAACCGACCGUCAUGGUCAACUUUCGCAAGGUACUCCUGAACCGAUGCCAGAAAGAGUUUGAGAAAGACAAAGACGACGACGAGAUUUUUGAGAAGAAGCAGAAGGAAAUGGAUGACACCGCUGGCCCUGAGGAAAGAGCUCGCCUGAAAGAGGAGUUGGAUGAUGCCCGGGACAAGGCUCGGCGGCGCUCUCUAGGCAACAUCAAGUUUAUUGGGGAGCUUUUUAAGCUGAAGAUGUUGACGGAAGCCAUCAUGCACGACUGUGUGGUGAAACUGCUUAAGAACCAUGACGAGGAAUCACUUGAAUGUUUAUGCCGACUACUUACCACUAUUGGUAAAGACUUGGACUUUGAAAAGGCGAAGCCUCGAAUGGAUCAGUACUUCAACCAGAUGGAGAAGAUAAUUAAGGAGAAGAAAACAUCUUCACGUAUCCGCUUCAUGCUUCAGGAUGUGAUUGACCUCAGACGGAAUAGCUGGGUGCCAAGGAGAGGAGACCAAGGCCCCAAGACCAUUGACCAGAUUCACAAGGAAGCUGAGAUGGAGGAGCACCGUGAGCACAUUAAAGUGCAACAGUUGAUGUCCAAGUCGGAUAAGAGGAGAGGGCCUCCGGGCCCACCGUCUAUAGGUGGGCGAGGGAACGUAGUUUCGGAUGAUGGCUGGAACACCGUUCCCAUUAGCAAAGGCAACAGACCGAUUGACACCAGCAGGUUAAGCAAGAUCACCAAGCCUGGCUCAAUCGACACCACUAACCAGCUCUUUGCGCCUGGUGGACGACUGAGCUGGGGGAAAGGCAGCAGCGGUGGUUCAGGUGCCAAGCCAGCUGAACCAGCAUCUGACUCCAACCGACCAGCCACAAGUACCUUGAAUCGUUUCUCAGCCUUACAACAGUCGGCUCCAGUCGAGAGCCAGGACGUGCGCCGUGUAGUGCAAAGAAGCAGCAGCAGUCGUGACCGUUCUGAGAAGGGCGGCGAGCGAGGAGACCGCUCAGAGCGAGACCGGCCAGAGAGAGGGGAGCGUCUAGAGCGCUCCGAGAGGCCAGACCGGUCCGACAGAAACAGGACCCCUAUCACAAAGCGUAGCUUUAGCAAGGAGAUGGACGACAGGAGUCGGGAGCGUGAAAGGCAAGGCGUCCUUGAGACCGUGCGCAAAGUGGCCAGCAUGACGGAAGAGCGGGACCGAAGCAGGGAGCCUGCAAAGCGUGAGCCAGUGGCCCCCGAACCUCCUGCCAAGCCGGCUUUGUCUGAGGAAGAGCUGGAGAAAAAAGCCAAGGCCAUUAUUGAGGAGUACCUGCAUAUCAAUGACAUGAAGGAGGCCCUGCAGUGCGUGCAGGAGCUGAACUGCUCUUCACAGCUCUACAUCUUUGUGCGGAAUGGCAUCGAAUCCACACUAGAGCGAAGCACCAUUGCGCGUGAGCACAUGGGACUACUGCUGUAUCACUUGGUUAAGGGAGGCAACCUCUCCAAGGAACAGUACUACAAAGGGCUGCAUGAGAUCCUUGAGAUUGGUGAGGACAUGGAGAUUGAUAUUCCCCAUAUAUGGCUGUACCUGGCAGAAAUCAUAACUCCCAUUUUGAAAGAAGACGGUAUCCCCAUGGAGGAGCUCUUCAGAGAGAUUGCCAAACCCUUGGUCCCCAUUGGCAAGGCCACAACUCUGCUGCUGGAGAUCCUGGCCUUACUUUGCAAAGGAAUGAGCCACAAAAAGGCAGGGACGUUGUGGAGAGAAGGAGGCCUGAGCUGGAAAGAGUUUUUGCCGGAGGACCAGGACAUCAAUAAGUUCGUCACAGAACAGAAAGUGGAAUACACAAUGGGUGACAGUUCAGAUGCACCCAGCCGCAAGGAGCUCACCUCAGAAGAGCUGUGCAAGCAGCUAGACAAAGUAUUGAAAGAGAAUGCAGAUAACCAAAGAAUAUUUGACUGGAUAGAGGCAAACUUGAGUGAACAACAAGUCUCAUCCAAUACGUUUGUCAGGGCCCUGAUGACGUCGGUGUGCCAUUCAGCAGUUGUCUUUGAGAAUCCUUACCGGAUGGACAGUACUGUCAUUAAAAGCCGAGCCAAGAUGUUACAGAAAUACCUGAGUGAUGAAAAUAAGGAGCUGCAGGCCCUCUACGCUUUACAGGCCCUUGUGGUGAAGCUGGACCAACCAGCCAAUCUACUCCGAAUGUUCUUUGAUGCCUUGUACGACGAGGAUGUGAUUAAAGAGGAAGCCUUCUACAAGUGGGAAUCGAGCAAAGACCCCGCUGAGCAGCAAGGAAAGGGUGUCGCCCUCAAGUCGGUCACAGCCUUUUACACUUGGUUGCGCGAAGCCGAGGACGAAUCCGACAACAACUGAGCACCCCCCUUGGGGGACGGGAGGGCGAACUGAACCUGCCGGCUGCUCUGAUCCCUCCCUGGAGCCAUGGACUCCUGUACAGGGUGGGAUGGGGAAGGAUACACAGGACUGAGUACUGCUGUCUAUACCUCCCCCAGGACUUUUUUCUUUCCCCCUUUUUUCUUUUCUUUCUUUUUUUUCGGUUGGGAUUUUUUUUUGUUUUAACAGCCUGUAUCGGUUUGUGUCUUGAUGAUAAUAAAUUGAUGCUGAAGGA
Messenger RNA from Anolis carolinensis (green anole), 5397 nucleotides. It is a transcript of the gene eif4g1, whose product is annotated as eukaryotic translation initiation factor 4 gamma 1. The record is from RefSeq and is a predicted model, not a curated record. NCBI's taxonomy places the organism in Eukaryota, Metazoa, Chordata, Lepidosauria, Squamata, Anolidae. Gene Ontology annotation, molecular function: translation initiation factor activity; protein binding; mRNA binding. Gene Ontology annotation, cellular component: eukaryotic translation initiation factor 4F complex. The transcript is spliced from 34 exons. The coding region runs from base 285 to 5144 and encodes 1619 amino acids.